AUGGCGUUCGUCCUAGCGUCGCGUCCAUUCACUUCAUUCCUUCUUUACUCAAGCGGUGCGUUUAGCAAGUUGAUAAAUUUACUCUGAAAUUUCUAUUAGUGAAGUUCUGCACCUUUUUAACGCUAGUUAGUACCAAAUCAUAGUUAUAAUAGUAUUACCGUUUAAUAUUUUAUAAGAUUUCUCGUGAAAUUUAAUCAUGGAUGGGCCCGGGCGUGGAUUUCGUGGCGGAGGACGUGGUGGCCCACCAGGAGGCCCUAAUCAACGCGGCCGGGGUGGUUUCGACAUGCGUGGACGCGGUGGCGGAAUGCGAGGGCGCGGCGGGCCUAUGGGCGGACCACCUCGGGGUGGUCCGGCUAUGCGCGGAGGACCGCGUGGUUUUCGCGGCGGCCCGAUGCGCGGCGGCGGCGGUGAUAGAGGAGGUCGCAAUUUCUCUUCUGGACCCCAGGGGCCAGGCCCUCAUCCUGUACCUACUAUUGAGACCAGAGGGGCUCCUCCACAAAGAGGAGGAUUUAACAGAGGUGGCCCUGGUGGCAUGAGGGGAAGAGGUGGCAGAGGCCGUGGUGAUUUUGGCCCGCGCAAUGAUCGCGGUGGUGGCAGAGGUGGAAUGGGCAUGAGAGGAGGACGUGGAGGUAGAGGCCAUGGCCCAGGCGGGCCACCAGGAGGCCCAGGACCUCACGGGCCCGGUGCAGCCCCCGGAGGCCCUCCCAUGCAGCAGCGAUCUGCACCAGCACCACAUCAGGCGCCUGGAGGCCCACCACAAAGCCAACCACAAGGAGGUGCACCUUUCAAAAGAGGUGCAGGCCCACCACAUGGAGGCCCAGGCGGACCCCCAAAACGUGGAAGAUUUGAUGGGCCACGUGGAGGAGGCGGUGGCCGGCCAGCUCCACAAGGUGGUUAUCAACAAGCACCUUCAUCUCAUAAUGCUCCACCUGCCAAUGGAUAUGGACCUCCAUCGCAUACAGGGUACCAACCUUAUGAACAGCCUCCUGCAGACCCUUACGCUCAACAAUCCUACAAUGCACCCAGUGCAUAUCAGAGUAACAGCUACUCAUCACCAGCAGCCGCGCAGCCCAACUCAGGGUAUAGUUCAAGCAGUUAUGGAACAAACUAUGGGUAUACUACGGGCCAGGGAGGCUAUGAUGAUGGUUAUGGGGGCGGUAAUGCUGGAGGCGCCGGCGACGCGGGUUAUGGCGCCGCCGAGCCCGCUUACGGCGGAGGCCCCGCCCCCGCGUACGACUCAUACUCCCAGCCCGCUUACAAUUCUUACCAGCAGCCACAGCCGCAUUAUGAAAACAACUAUGGUAAGUACUAAAAUGCUCGCUCCCGAAACUGUUAGUUAAAGCGGAAUUACAAAGAUCGGAUAAGCAGUAUUAUAAUUUGUAUUUCAUACUUUCCGACAUUAUAAUUGGCUUAAGAACCAACUAGUUAAAGGACAUUAAUUUAUGAAAUCUUUCUGUUCUCAAAUUAAUUAUAAUAUUAAAGAAAACUUAGUUGACGAGUGGAAUAGCCAUUAUUACUGUGCUGAAAACAAUACAUAGCAGAUUUAUUAUUUAUUUACAUAUUGUAUUCAUAGGUAAAGUGGUCUUAUAUGCUUCUAUUAAAGAUAAGAAUCAACCAUUCUGAACAAGUAACAAUACGCACUAGUAGGCAAUCUAAUGAAGUAACAAUAAUAAUAAUAAGGUAUUUCAUUAUAUGAAACAUAGGGUCAUGAAAAGGACAAAUUAUUGGACUUUUAGAAAAUACAUUUAUUAUGUUAGUUGUACACAAAUAGCGUGAGAGACUUACAAUUGACUGACUAUAAAUGAUGUGUAAAUUGUAAUUAGACGAACCUGUCAGUAACUGUGCAGUAGCACGUUUGUUUAUAUCAAUUAUUGAUAUGUACAUAUACAUGAAUUUUGUUUAUCUGAAUUAUCUGUAUUAAAAGUAUAGGUUCAAAAUCAAAUGUUAUUUCACAAAACUGCCUAAAUCUUGCAGAAGAACUGUUAUAAAAAGUAUCGUUUCGUGAUAACAUAAUGUUAUCUCACACAUUUUUUUUAUUCAUGUCUAAAGCUUCUAUUUAAUUGUUUGCAUUACAGGAAGUUGGUGAACUCUUUGAAUAUCAAACUGGUUAGUUUAAGGUCAAUGAGCAUAAUACUUUAAAAAGUAGCUGUAUCAUUUUGCGGACAUACAGUUUAUACAUACUUUAAGGUAAAAAAUAAUAAUUUAAGAAUAGUAUAAUUUAAUGCAAACAAUUGAUACCGGUCUUGGUAUAAGCCCUCUUGAAACAAAUUAAUUAAUUCAUAUUCUUGCGGAGAUGCAAAUGGAAACAAUAUUGUGAUGUGUGAUGUUUAUUUGUUUUUGUGACCAUGGUGAGUAGGUGACAUUGUUUUAGAAAUUAAGAAACUGAGUCGAAAUAAAUUGAAAUUUUGAACCAUA
This is a messenger RNA of Cydia pomonella (codling moth), 2415 nucleotides long. RefSeq names its product collagen alpha-1(III) chain-like. The record is from RefSeq and is a predicted model, not a curated record. NCBI's taxonomy places the organism in Eukaryota, Metazoa, Arthropoda, Insecta, Lepidoptera, Tortricidae. Bases 197 to 1312 code for a protein of 371 amino acids. The transcript is spliced from 8 exons.